GUUUCGGUCGGAGCUGAGAAGGAGACGAUCGGCGAGGUGACGGUGACCAUCCACUGUCUUGCAGCUCUCACUGCCAUUUCGGACGAAUUCUCGGAGGACGCACAGAUGGCCGUGGAUUUGUAAUUCCCACUCAGAGUUCCUGUGAUCGCCAUCAGAUCUCACCACUCUCCAGGCAACGACCGCUUCAAUCACUAACGUUAACAACCUUUGCAGUUCUUUUUUUCACAAUUCCAGACUCUUUACUACACGUCAACCAUGCAGCACUUCUGUACAUCAGUUGUUUGGAAACCUAA
Molecule: messenger RNA, 293 nt
Organism: Dibothriocephalus latus
Lineage: Eukaryota; Metazoa; Platyhelminthes; Cestoda; Diphyllobothriidea; Diphyllobothriidae
Source: the annotation of a GenBank genome assembly